AUGACGAGGAGUUGGCUUUUUGUCGUUGUUCUCCUGACUUCUGUGCAGGCGUCACCGCCGAUGUGUCACUGCCCGAAUGGACAAGUUGGAAUGCAAUGUCCUUCCCCAAUCAAUUUCAACUGUCCUCCACAGGCUCCAUGUCCUGCUGCUCAACCAUGUAACAUGUUUGGUGGACUCCCAACUCUGCCAACAUUAGCACCACAACAAUUCCAAACUCUCGCUCCAUUCACUUUGGCUCCACUUCCAGGGUCUCCACCUGGCGUCACAGGAGCCCCACUUCUGCCACCAGCAGUCGCUCCACCAACUAAUGGACAAGAGACUUUGGUUGGAAUCAACAAUCCAGUUCAACCACCACCACCGGUGCAGUACAAUCAAGGACCACAAUAUGUGGAAGCUCCACCUCCACCACCUCCACCACCGCCACCGCCACCGCCGCCACCACCACCACAGCAACAGAUUCCAGUCCAAGAUGCCACUACUCUCCGUCCAGCAACUCUUCCAAGUGAAACAUACGUCGAACUCGAGAAUCCAGAGGCGAUCGUUAACGAGAACCCAGCACCAGUCCAAAAGAAUCCAGAGGAAGCAAGAAAUGAUCAAGAGAGGGUUACUGAUGAGCCACCACCACCAAUUCUACAGAACAAGGUUGAGAAAGUUUUUGAGUCCGAGCCAAACAAUGGAUAUCGUCAACCAGUCCGCCGUCAAGCUCCUCCACUCAAUGACAAAUGCAAUGAUGAUCGUCUUCGUAGAAUCAUUGAAUCCAACGUUGAUGAUAAUCCUUCAACAUCGAAAAGAAAGAUCCAGAAGGCCGCUGCCGAAGAAAUUGGUGGACUCUUCGACGUCAUCUGUUCUGCACACGACUUCUCUUAUCUUGCAAACACUCAAUUGUUCUGUGAAUCUGGAAAUGAUGAUGUCACUUGCUUCGCUUUCCUUCACUCCCUUAUCCAGUGA
Caenorhabditis remanei is the source of this 948-nucleotide messenger RNA. RefSeq lists its product as uncharacterized. The transcript is spliced from 5 exons. NCBI's taxonomy places the organism in Eukaryota, Metazoa, Nematoda, Chromadorea, Rhabditida, Rhabditidae. The coding region runs from base 1 to 948 and encodes 315 amino acids. The record is from RefSeq and is a predicted model, not a curated record.